AUGCUUCUUCGUUGUAGAUAUCGUCGUCUGGUGGAUUCAAUCUAUCCACGCGCGAUUACGGAUGGGCUCAUAUCGUCAAAUAUGCAAAAACUCAUCUUCUACGCGAUUUCUCAUCCGGAGAAACUCGAACGUAUCGGCGAAUAUUUGGUUUUACGUAUGAGCCGAGAUCUUGGACGAAUGCGACUGAUUCAGGUUAAGGUAUUCUCCAAGGAUGACCCUGUGGCCAGCGAGGAUAGCAUGGGGUACUGUCGGGUCGAAAAACGAUCUAGACAGGACGUAGUAAUGGCUCGAAAACCGGUUUGGUCGACGUACACACCCGAAUGUGGCCCCAAAAAGUAG
This is a messenger RNA of Haemonchus placei, 339 nucleotides long. NCBI's taxonomy places the organism in Eukaryota, Metazoa, Nematoda, Chromadorea, Rhabditida, Trichostrongylidae. The record is from the annotation of a GenBank genome assembly.